Helicoverpa zea (corn earworm) is the source of this 2105-nucleotide messenger RNA. RefSeq lists its product as uncharacterized. NCBI's taxonomy places the organism in Eukaryota, Metazoa, Arthropoda, Insecta, Lepidoptera, Noctuidae. Gene Ontology annotation, cellular component: membrane; septate junction. Bases 127 to 858 code for a protein of 243 amino acids. The record is from RefSeq and is a predicted model, not a curated record. The transcript is spliced from 5 exons. Gene Ontology annotation, biological process: septate junction assembly; regulation of tube size, open tracheal system.
UUAGUGUCAAUUUACGUUUUGCAGUUGCGGACGCUUACUUGUUUUCAUUUUGUGUAUAGUUAAUAUUGUGUAUUAUUCCAUGAAGUAGUGAUUUAUUGCUUAUAUUGAUUAAAUAAAAUCCACAAAAUGACGGCUGCCAAUAACGAGUAUCCUAAGGCAUCAAAUGCCACUCUAAUUGGAGCCAGCAUUACAUACAUUGCUGGCCUGUUUCUUCUGUUGUCGUUUGCCGGCCCGUACUGGAUUGAGUCUUAUCCUGAAAUGUUCUCCAGCUUUAAACACAUGGGUCUGUGGGAAUACUGCUUUGAUCGCUAUCGAUUCCCUUCCUAUCAGUUUGAUAAACUGUUUCAUGGAUGCCACUACAUCUUCAGUCAGGAGUUCUACGUGAUUCGAGAGUGGUUACUGCCUGGCUGGUUGAUGACAGUACAGUUCUUUGUAACAGUAGCUCUGAUAUUGUCUCUGUCAUCUCAAGUGUUGCUGGCAUGUGUGAUAGUGAGGUGGCCACUACGCACCGUCCUGAGAUACGAAUGGAUCUUUGUCAGUGCUGCAUUCAUCAUGGUGGCUAUAUCAAGUGGAUUCUUAUUCUUGGCAGUUGCCAUAUUCGGUGGGAACUGCUACCGGCGUGAUUGGCUGUUGUAUCCUUCAUUCAAUGUACUGUCUUGGUCUUAUGCCUUUGCUGUAGUUGCCUUCAUGUUGUUUGGAGCUGCAGCAAUUCUUUUGUACUUGGAAUCCCGAAAGCUUUACGAACUCCGUUUGGAAGCUAAGAACUUGGUUGCUCAAAUGCAACACAGCCAGCCGGAACAUGCCUUGCACCAUUUACGUGAUCAGUUGCAGCAGCAACGUCAGCUGGGAUUCAUUUAAAAUAAAGCACUGGCACAAGUUUAUUUUAGAAGUAUACUUCAUAUAAAUGAUCUUGAUGUUAAUCGAACACCAGCAUAUCAACACCAUGUUUAGUUGUCUUGCUUGAAGCUUUGAGCACAAGACAAACAGUUUGACUAUUUCUUACACUUAAUUUUAGAGAACACAUCAAUAAUUGAAUCUCAGUGUAAUAAUUAUAUUUUUUUAAUCUCCAAUAUUUUUUUUAUUACAGUCAGGUGAGGUGGUUGUUGCUUUCAUAUUUUUUGUACUUAUUGGAUUCUCAAUAUUUAAUUGUAUUACCUCCCCACUCAGAGACAUUUAAUGAUUACUUAAGUCACUUCUUAGUGACGGAAUGUCAUACAAAUCCUUCACUAAGGAAUGGCUUAAGUAACCAUUAAUAAAUUAAAUGUCCACCAUUGUCCAUGUAAAUGUUAACCAUCAAUAAAAAAAAUUUAAUAAAUAAAUAAAUUAAAUGUCUCUGAGUGGCGACAUUUCGACGGCCCCUAAGUAUACUGAGUCGACUAACAAAUUUUGUGAAUUGCACUUUUUUGUGUAUUUACAAUAUUGUUAUUUGUGUUAAUACACAAAAAAGUGAAAUUCGCAAAAUUUGUUAGUUGACUCAGUAUACUUAGGAGCCGUCGAUUUGUGUCACGGUUUGUGCCUUAGUAGAAACACUACACUUAAUAUACUGUGUACUGACAUUCUUAAGAAUGAUUAUGGUAGUUUAAUUUUUUGUGUAAGUUUGUACUUGAUUACUUUUAGUAUUGCAGAGUUGCAUUUAGUAUUGACUUGUAUGUUUUUAAAUACAACUUUGUUGGAUAUCUAUUGUAUCAUUCGGGUUUUUUUGUGACUGAUUAAUUGCCUUUUUUUGUAGUACAUUAAGUUUUAUACUGAAUGGUUCACUUGACCAGAACAAUAUUUACUUAAUAGUAAUAGAAACAUGUAUUUACAACCCCAUGAGUUUCGAUGUAUAAUAAUGAAAUUAUCUUAUUCCAUUUUUUAUCUUUGCUUUUAUAAUUCUAGGAUUUAAGAUUUGUACUUUAAUUUAAUGUAUUAUUUUUAUUUGAUCAAUUUUGUCAUAUUACUUAAUAAUCUGUACCUAACAUGUGCCUUAAGAGAAUAAUUAUUAAAAAUUAUGGAUAUAGGCUUUGUAAACCCAUCCGUCCAAAUAAUAAUCUCAAUAAUUAAGCCAUUCCAAGGAUGAACGCUGAUUGUACUGAUAAUAAUUUUAAAUAAACGUGUAAAAACAG